Molecule: messenger RNA, 1693 nt
Organism: Sphaeroforma arctica JP610
Lineage: Eukaryota; Ichthyosporea; Ichthyophonida
Exons: 1
Coding region: 54-1418 (454 amino acids)
Biological process (GO): protein transport
Cellular component (GO): cytoplasm
Source: RefSeq, a predicted model, not a curated record
GUUGCUACAAGCAAACAAACAAAAAUCUAUUUCGUUAGAGAAUUACAGUCAAUAUGGUCGGUAUGGUCAACAUGGACUCGUAUCAUCCGGAAGUGGACAACCGGAAAAUUUUAUGUCCCGAGAACCUCGAGGACCUGAUCGCAAAGUUUUCAUCCAAUUCAAUGUCAUUCAAAGUAGCUGUUGACAAGGAAUCCUACAAUGCGAAUGAUUGUGUCAAUGGCGAAGUGACUAUCAACUCAGACCAAGCUAGAGAGUUACCGAUCGUAAAAGUGGCGCUUUGCUGUCGCAUGAGGUGGCAUUAUGGAGACGCCAGCUCGAUAUAUACAAUCUACAGGGAAAGCAAGACUUUAGCACAAAACCACAGAAUAGAACAGGGCCCUAACACGAUACCGUUCGCUUUCACUCUGCCAACUGAAGUUCUGAGUUCUUUAGAGCACAAUCUAAUCAAUGUCUCAUGGGAUGCAAGACUUCUUUCUUGCGAGUCUUCAUGCAACAUGGGCGCGGUUGCAUAUACUAGGUUUCAGGUUUCAUCAUUGUACCGAUCCAACUCCGUGGCCCCCCGAACGCUGGGCGAGAUUAGCGCUUAUAUGAAAAACACAGUGGCGGUGCGAGCCGAGGCGAGUUUACAAGAAGAUGUACAUGUUACCGGUGAACCUAUACAUUGUAAUAUCGAGCUGCUCAAGCUACAUGCUAAUACUAAAGUGCGCCGCGUUAAAGCCACUUUGAAACAGCAAGUGACAUCACAAUUUUUGACCGAUCAAAUGGACCGUACAAGUGUUAUUGACACUGCAACCAUUGUCCAUGUAUCCCGAAUGCCAAGCUGGGAACCUGUAGCAAAAGACAACAAGGCCCUCAGUAUCAAUCUCGAUGUGGUUUUAUUGGCGGAUAUCCCAAAGAAGUUGAAGUCCAGUGUUGCGGUACAAAAACACGCACGUGACGGUUUGCACCUUACACCAACUACGUGCGUCUUCGGCACUGCAGACAGCCCUGCUCUAUCGGUUUCCUACAGCAUAGAAGUAUGUAUUGAGACCAGCACAGGCGCCGACCUAAAACUAUCUGUUCCCUUCACGUUACAAGGAUCCAUUGAUAAAACACCACGCCCUGUGGUGGAGAAGCUGGAAGAUUGCUUUAAAACGUUGGCGUUGACGGACGACAGUCCUCCGAUAUAUGAGGAUUUUGUACGCGAGUCGGAGUCUACAGUCUCUCCAAAGUAUUACGCGCCAGUUGACACCAAUACGGAUUCCUGUGGCAGUGAUGAAUUCGACGACGACAAGACACUCCAUUCUCGAACGACAUUUCCCAUUCCAGGAAUGGGCAGUCCUCAGUUCUUGAAAAAACUUAUGUCCUAUAGCCGGAGUAAGCCUCGGAGAAAAAAAUUACCCAGAACAUCGGUCUGGCCUCUGAUGCAGACUUCAUGAAAAUCAGACUUUAGCGGCUAAGGCACCGGUGCGUGUUGUGCUGAGUGAAUAAAUAAAUAUACGAUUCCUUGUAAAAUGUGAAUGAUUAUAGAAUUAGUUAAUUAAGUCACCUUUUUAGUUUUUGCCUUAUAGGGCAGGAGGCGGCUGCAAAUAUGGACUGAAAAAUAACAUAUCAUCUUUUUUUGUGUUCAAGUUUUAUUAAACAAAAACGAAAAGCAUGGAUAAAUAUUUUAUUUAGCUGAAAACUACAAUAUUGCAUAUUUAUUUACAUAAAC